This is a messenger RNA of Bolinopsis microptera, 1873 nucleotides long. Its product is annotated as calpain-5-like. Lineage: Eukaryota; Metazoa; Ctenophora; Tentaculata; Lobata; Bolinopsidae. The record is from RefSeq and is a predicted model, not a curated record. Gene Ontology annotation, cellular component: cytoplasm. Bases 8 to 1495 code for a protein of 495 amino acids. Gene Ontology annotation, biological process: proteolysis. Gene Ontology annotation, molecular function: calcium-dependent cysteine-type endopeptidase activity. The transcript has a single exon.
AUAAGAAAUGGCUCCACUUAACCCAGAGGAGAACUUAUCAGACCCAAAACUGCCAAAGUUCAAAGAUCAAGUUUUUGACGAUAUCAAGAGAUCCUGUCGGUCAGCAGACAAACUUUGGACGGAUCCUGAAUUCGGUCCAAAUGAAAGGUCUCUGUGGGAGGAAACGCCCAAGAUGGAUAACAUAGAAUGGAAGCGUGUCCAUGACAUUAGCAAAGAAGCACGACUCUUCAUCAAGGGUCACAGCGAGGAUGACGUCCGGCAAGGAUACAUUGGUGACUGCUGGUUUGUGGCGUCCGUAGCUUGCUUCGCUCUGCAAGACUCUCUCGUCAAAAAGGUUAUCCCGAGUUACGAGAAACAAGAGUUGAACUCGGAGGAUUACUGUGGUGCCUUGUUGUUCCGAUUCCACAGGUUUGGAGAAUGGAUGGAGGUGGUGGUGGACGACUAUCUGCCCACAAGGAACGGUAAACUUGUCUUUAUGUUCGGCAAGAAUCCUAACGAAUUCUGGGCUGCUUUUUUGGAGAAAGCCUAUGCUAAGUUAGCAGGUUGCUACGGAGCAUUAUCUGGUGGAGCAUCAGCUGACGCCCUUAAUGACCUCACAGGUGGAAUCAGUCAGAAGAUAGACUUCUAUGACGUGGGACGCAGUUUUAGUGCCCGUGUGAAAGUGUACAAGCAGCUCCAGAAGGCGCUGUCUCGUGGCGCACUAGUUGGUUUGGGUAUCCAGAUGAUGGAGGGGGAAGGAGUGGAGGCAAGCAGAGACAACGGUUUGUUUGCUGGACAUGCUUACAGCCUACUCAGGUGCUUUGACCUACCGUUAGAAUCUCUUGGUAUUGAUGGUAAGCGCGAGCUGGUCAAGGUAAGGAACCCAUGGGGUGAGGCAGAGUGGAACGGCAGUUGGGGGGAUGACUAUGUAUUAUGGUCGGUCAUCGCAAAAGCAGAUAAGGAUGCUUUGCAGUUUACAAACGAAGACGAUGGAGAAUUCUGGAUGGAGCUUGAUGAUCUGAUGGACAACUUCAACAACAUGACCAUCUGUAGGAUGAUAAACACAGAUCCUAGCGGUGGAGAUGAUUGUUGGCACCAAGCCCAAGUCAAAUCAGCCUGGAUACCAGGUUCUACGGCCGGGGGUUGCACCAAUUAUCUGGACACCUUCUUCACUAACCCGCAAGUACAGUUCAAGAUAAAUCACCAACACGACGAGACGGUGCAGAUAGUCCUGGAACAGAAGGACAUGAGAAUAUCGGAGAAGGAUAACAUGUCCAUCGGUUACAUGAUCUUUAAGGUGGCGGAUGAUAACACGGAAAAGGUGGAUUCUGUGAUGGAUAUUCUGGAGAUCCCAGCUAGCACCAACUUAAUUAAUAAACGUCAGCUGUACAAUAAGUUUGAGCUGGAUGUUGGGACCUACGUUAUCAUACCCUCUACCUUUGAUCCUAAUGUGAAGGGAGAGUUUCUCCUCAAGAUUUUCACUGAGAAUGAAGCUUACGUUACUGAACUGCAUUAGGGAUAUGAGAACUCAUUGUUUAUUUAAACUUGGAGUUAAAGACAAUUGUUUCACAAUUCUCUGUUAUGAUCUAUAAUUUCUGAACUCGUUAAACUUGAAAUAUCUUUUGAUUAUAAUCUAUCUUAUGAUAUUUAUUCCGGGUUUACUUUUAUUGACCGUUAAACUUUGUUUUUGAAAUGGUGCUUAUUGUGUAAAAAAUAGGCAACAAUUAUUAAUUAUUAAUAUUACCUUUUGCCACUUGGGAGGAAGAAAAUUACACACUUGAUUUCUAGGAUGUAUAAUUGUAAUGAAAAAUAUAUAAAAAUACUUAUCAAAUAUAUAAUUGUCUGAUUUUUACGUUACAAAUUAAUAAUAUCAAAGCGCUUCUCUAGCUCUAGG